CAUACCUCGUACUGACGACGAACAAGAACAACGAAGUAGCAGGAGUCUAUGUUGGGCGAACAAACUCAUUGCAAAGAAGAAUGAAAGAUCAUCAAAUCAAUCUUGCCAUCGCAACACAUACCUCAGAUUCUUUUGCGCACAUCGAAUCGCAUUUCUAUCAAUCUGCGGCCCGCGAGCUUCAUCACGGCGGAGAGCUGUAUUUCAUCGCGGCAAACAUUUUUCCCAUAACAUCACAGGACGCACAUGACCAUGUUGCAGUAUUUGAAGCUUUGCUCUCUUGCAUCACGGGCAGUUUCCAACUGAAAGAAGCUUUUCUGGAAUUUCGUGCCGGUUUUGGCAUGCCACUGGUCAGCUUCAUUGGUUACAACUCUACCCCUUGUAUGGAGAGACCGGAACGCUUCAACCAAUACGCCGAAAAUGUGGCAAACCCCACUCUUUCCCCAAUGAUACUUGAACUCCGCAAUUUAUAUCUUCGGUACGGAUUAAUCUGCUCCGCAAGCAAGACUGUAGCUGCUCAUGCUGCAAGGCAUGACGAUCAAAAAAAGGAGAUAGAACAAGACUACCGCCACAAGCAUGCUGCGUAUAUGAUGGAGGUAGCAAGAUUGCUAAAAAAUGGCGAAUACAUGUUGAGGCUAGUGAGAAAACAAAACCGUGAACCGAGACAAGCGUACUAUAGCUGGAUAGCAACCAAUUUGACCGAUAUAUUAUUACCACGAAAGCAAAUGGAAAACAUCCUGCAGUCAGCGAAUGUCAGUAACUACAGUGGAUUACCUUUGUUUGUAUCUCUUCAAUUGCUCGUCGGAGAUCCAGAUUCAGCGAGUGACGUAUUUCUCGGCACUUCACCGAAAUACGGUGAGAUCUAUGGCGGGUUGAAGCUUUAUCUGAAAGAUUUGGAUCUCUUUCUGCAAUUUGAAACUGUUUUCCAUCGAAGAAAAUGGCAAUUGCGUUUGGCAGAAAGGUUGCUUCAUUGCUGCUCUAACAAGGAAGCCGAGAGACGCAUCACUCUCCUUAGAGAGAAACAAAAGGUGUCGUCAAAUAUCGUGACUGAAAACAGCAAUUACAGGGAGUUGAUCGAGGGUGAACUUCCAGUUUCAGUUCAAGGCAAGACAGUCGUUGAGCGUCCAAAAAAUGAGAUGAAAAUCACGUUCCCAGUGUCACCACAGACAAGAAAGUACUUAGAACGAGAUACAGGGAAGAAAGAAUUUUACUUUGUUAAGCUUGUAUUCGGCUCUUCUUGCCCUUUGUGGGAUGGAACUGGCUUCCCAGAAGAGGUGAGUAGCCCUCUUAGGGGAGUGGGCUUGUCGCUGUAUUCCUUCAGUUCGAAUACAUGGAUUCCAAUAUCAGCAAAUUUUCGCUUCAGAUACGUCGUUUCACGUUUGACUGCAUUCGCUAGCCAAGCAGCUAUCGUUGCAAGACAGUCGAUUACAUAUCAUAGCGAUCGAAAUGCCCCAAACCAUUUUUCUGAGCCUGAAUCAGACGAGGAGGAAGAUUAACCAGCAUUUCAGAUUUUUCAAAGAACUUUGCCUUCAACAGGGUAUUCGCCAAGGAUUGGUGUACGAGGUCAACGAACACCUACAAUUCUCAUUCCACGAAGGAUGCUAAGGAUGUGGUUUCCAGAUGGAACCUACCCACAAGGG
Molecule: messenger RNA, 1637 nt
Organism: Meira miltonrushii
Lineage: Eukaryota; Fungi; Basidiomycota; Exobasidiomycetes; Exobasidiales; Brachybasidiaceae
Exons: 9
Coding region: 81-1493 (470 amino acids)
Source: RefSeq, a predicted model, not a curated record